AACCACGUGACCGCUGUAGUCGCCUGCUAGGAGCUGUGCAGCAGCAGCGGGACGAAUGACGGCUCUGUAGAGGAAGUUACUGGGUGCAGCUGUGCUAGAAUGUAACCUCACACGGGUGGGCAACCUUAUCGCAGCACGGGAGAGGAAGCAGGCUUCAUGGAUAUUGUGGACACCUUUAACCAUCUGAUACCCAGUGACCAGUUGGAUGAGUCCUUAACGUUGAGUCAGAAUUUGGAAUGUGAAGCUGGUAAUGAGUUUGGGUCAGGAUCCAGGCUGGACGACUCUCUAAAGAACAUGCUCAGUGAUAAAGACCCCAUGUUUGGAUGUGCAAGCACUCAAUUCAAUCUGCUGGAAAAUGAGGACCCCGCUUUUCACAUUGCUGGUUCAGCAAGUCCACAUAGGGAUUCAGAAUCUGCAGGCCUCACUAGUGAAGUAAAUAAACAUAUCGCUGGCGAGCAGAAGAACGACCAGAAGAACCAGCCCAACAAUUUAGGCUACGAUCAUAAAGGUGACAGGCAGCCCAGGAUGUCGAAGAACACGUUAAUCAGAGGACGACCUGGAAGGCGCCACAAAUGGCUAAGCAAGUCAUUUCUUAUUGAGAAAGGAGUUAGAGGUACAGAGCAGAAGAAAAAGUUGACUCUGGGAGGGCGUAUUAACAUCAGUGAUCUUGACAGUGGUUCAUGGUUGAAUCCCGCCGUCGUAUUGAGGCGUCUGACAGUCACAAUUGGCGGAUUUAAAAUCGAGCUGCUUCCAGGACCCUCUUACACGCAAAGCCUUGACACAAGUGAGCCAGCAGGCUUUGAGGACGGCUUUUCUUAUGGCGGCGACGUCGGUAUGGCCAUUUUGCCAGGUGAUGCUGUCUGCAUGCAUAAUCCAGUACAAGAAACCCCGACACCCGAAAAAGUGUCAGAAAUGGAUGUUGCGGAGAAGAGCUUGUCCGAUGACACAAAUCUCGGUUUAGGCCCGUAUGUGAACCCAAAUGACGUGCAAACCUCGAACGGAACAUUACCAGAAACCGCCGCGACGCAGGACACGAAACACGAAGACAAGAAGGCCCCGGUAAAAAAGAAACGGCCAUUCCACAAAGGCAAAGAUGGCGUCAAACAUCCACUGAGCAUUCAGAAUAACAUAGCCGAUGAAGAUAACAAGACCGAUGGGAAGGAAAAGCAUCAGACUGCAGCCAAAACACCACCCAGGCCUAAACAAGGACCGACCCUGAGCAAGAGCAGGGAGUUGGCUUCGUCUAAACCAAGCCACACAGAUAAGGAGCACAAAGUAACCCUGGAUAAGCCACCCAAAACCAUCCAAAGAGAAGACCUGCACAAAAUGAAGUCUGUGAAGGACAAACAGGAUGUUUCUCCUUUGAAAAGGCACUCUGAGAACGCACAGAGUGAGCAUGCUGCUAAGGCCCAAAAGCUCCACGGCGGCGGCGAUGAUAAAACGAAGCCGAAGUCACCGGGUACACCGAGCUCGGGGGCCAAAAAGAUGCCGUUACCUGCUAACCGCGCUGGUGACCAUCAGGGACCGGCUAAACAAAGUAAUCCUCAUCAUAGCUCAAAAGCUGAGCACCAUCAUCAUGCCCACAGUAAUCCUGGCAAUUCUCUAAAAACUCAAGAGGGCGGGCAGGAGAAAGUUAAAAAGCCUGAAAAAAUUCCCCAGAAGCAGAAAAGCAGGAACUCGAGGAGCAUCUCUUUGGACGAGCCGGAGCUGUUUGUCCCAGAUAACGCCCCCCCUGUGAAGAAGGAGACGGCCGAGGAGCCGCCCGCUGACGGCGAGAGCGUUUGGGAUGGGAACAACUGCUGCGGCCUGUGUAAAAAACACCACAACAACAUGUUUAUGGUCGGCUGCGGUCGCUGUGAAGACUGGUUCCACGGAGACUGCGUUGGCCUGGACCUUGCCAAAGUGCGCGAGAUGGAGGAGGAGGACCAGAUGUACGUGUGCUUAAAAUGCUGCGAGGAGGAGAGUAAGAGCGUGGACCCUGAGCCCUCAGAGGUCAAGCCAGAAGCUCCCGAGGAGCAGGAUCACAAGCCGCCUCACAAACCCUGCCCCGCAUCCUCCCAGCCGCUGGCAUCAGGUGGCGUCAGACCAGUAAGAAAGGAUGCAGAAAGGAGGCAGUACACCGAUAUCAAAGAAGCAGCUCAUAAAACAGGUAGUCUGUCCAAACACGAAACUAAAAGUAAGGCUCCGUCUUUGACCUCCAAGAAACCUGUGUCUGUGGAGGCAAUCCGGCGGAGUGUGCGCGAUUCCCUGAAAGAAAUCCUCACACAGAGGUUGAAGGAUUCUGACCUAAACAUCCCAGAGGAGAGAGCCUCUGAAGUUGCCAAGAAGACGGAAAGGGAGCUGUUUCACCUUUACAAAGACACGGACCAUAAAUACAAGAACAAGUACAGAAGCUUGAUGUUUAACCUAAAAGAUACAAAAAACAAUGUUCUGUUCAAAAGGGUUCUCAAAGGGGAAAUUUCUCCUGGUAACCUGAUCCGCAUGAGUCCAGAGGAACUGGCCUCCAAAGAGUUGGCCGCCUGGCGACAGAGAGAGAACAGACACACUAUUGAGAUGAUUGAAAAAGAGCAAAGAGAAGUUGAAAGACGACCCAUAACUAAGAUUACCCACAAAGGUGAAAUUGAAAUUGAGAGCCAGGAGCCGAUGAAGGCUCCGGAGCCUGUAGAGCUUGACCCUCUCCCCAAAGUGACUGAAGAGGUACAGGAACCGCCCAAAAUCCCAGAACAAAAAGAAGAGAGCACCAAGAUUGAGAAAGACACUACAAACCAGCACAAGUCUCACUUAUUUGAUCUACAUUGCAAAAUCUGCACAGGUCGUAUGGCGCCCCCAGCGGAAGAGGCCCAAACAAAAGUUGCCAAAAUUGCAACCACAGUGGUGCGGAGGCAGUCGGCUAAAUCAGACGAGGGGAAGGGCACGCCACCUCCUCCAAUCGACGACGACCUGCACCUUACUGUUUUAGAGGAGAGCUUCAGAAAUGCCAAAUCAGGCUUUGACACAAGGUCAGAUCUCGCAGCUGGAAGAGACGAAGAAGUCGCUUUCCUUUCUAACUUGAAGCCCUUGUGGCGCGGAUUCAUUCAUAUGCACUCAGUGGCGAAACUGGUGACAAAAUCCUUUCCUGUCUCGGGAAUUUUGGACAACCUAUCGGAGGACCUUCCUGACAGCAUCCAGGUUGGAGGAAGGAUAAGUCCUCAAACAGUGUGGGACUAUUUAGAGAAGAUUCGGGCAACUGGAACAAAAGAGGUGUGCCUGGUCCGCUUCUCCCCCGAGACAGAAGAGGAUGAGAUCUCCUACACUCUUCUUUAUGCCUACUUCAGCAGUCGUAGGCGUUUUGGGGUGGUGUCCAAUAACCUGCGGCAAGUGAAGGAUAUGUAUCUCAUUCCCCUCGGUGCCACAGAGAAAGUUCCCCAUCAGCUCGUUCCCUUUGAUGGGCCAGGCUUGGAAAACAACCGUCCCAACAUCCUCCUAGGACUCAUCAUCCGCCAGAGACCGAAGAGAGAUUUUCUUACAGUUGACGUGAAUGAAUCUGCAAGGAUUGUCCCAGAAAUCAAGCCCAUCACGGUUCCCCCCAAGGUUACAAGAACCACCGACGAGGAGGAAAAACUGUUCCUGUCCUCUUUGACCGCCCCGCUGAAAAAAGAGGCGGAAAAACCCCUGGAUACUAACGAAGACGAGCCUGCCGCAGAGUCCUCCGAAGAACCGGCCGCACCGGAGGAGCCCAGCAACCAGGAGCCGCAGAAGCCGCUCCGCUUUCUUCCAGGUGUCUUGGUCGGGUGGGGCGGGGAAUUGCCUCCUCUGCCAGAUGCCGGAGAUAAACCUGCGACAACAGGACACGACACCCCGAAGACCGAGCCCGCUCCCAAAACAGAUGCAUCAGCCGGCGACUCCAAGGGUCCGCCAGCUGCCGCCGUCUCUCGCUUUCUCAUCAGGAAGAGAGAAACCAAAGCCGUUAAAGCCGAAGCGGAGCUACCUCGUCCCGCCGAUGCAUCUGCCGCUCACAGCUCAGCGGGGAAAGUUUCCCCCGUAGUGGCUCACCGCGCAUCAAUCACGCUGAAAGAUAAACCCCCAGACGUGUCGACCGAAGCGUUCCUGGCGAGCAUGUCGGCGCGUCCGAGUGGCACCGACGCCGGCGGUUCUGCCUCGGCAAACAAAGGCGGCCCUGGCCCAUUGUCUGAAUCUGCAAAGGAAACAAGCGAAGGCAAUUCUCUGCCGGAGUCAGAAUCCCAGGCUGCUGCAGAUAACACGCAUUUCUCAAAAGCCCCUUUAAGUGGAAUACUGAAAAAAUCUUCGGCCUAUUCCUCGGAGAACGAAGAUAAAGCGACGGCGCUACAAAAGGAUCAAGCCAGCCUUCCUGAUGUCUCAGGUCCUAAACCAGUCCCUGUGUCAAGCAGUAUUAAAAAGGAUCCCCUGUUACCAUUUCACCAAGGCUAUUUACAGCUCUCACAGGCCAGGCACAAGCUGGAAGACAUGAAUCAAACUAGUAAAUCGUUGGCCAAUAAGAAGGAUGAUCCCGGCCUGAGUCGCCCUGGCGCAGCAGUAACUCAAACCCCGAAUCCUCCGCACGUCCAAGGUCCUGAAGAUUCGUCGAGCGCAGAAGCCGCUGAGCCGGUCCCGGGCAGCUGCAACAACCUAGGCGCCGCAACUUCUAACACUACGUCCAGCUUGAACACAGCAGACCAGAAUGCUCCGGACGGCACUUCAGAGGCGCCUCCUCAGCACCCUGAGAGUCUCUCAGAGCCAGCCAGCCACAUAACACACGGGGUCAGGGAGCAGAAACUGCUGAACGAGCGGUACACCGACCCGUGGGAGAGGGGCCGCGCCCAAGAAGACAGGGAUCACCACGGCCGGCACGGCUACCACGAGAAAAAGAGCCGGCACCACGACAGGGAGCGGGAGAAAAGGCACCGGCACGGCGAAGACGACAAGUACAGGGAGAGGAGCCGACACCACGGACACUCGGACGACCGGCACGGCGAAAGGAGGAAAGAGAGGCACCACAGCACCGAGUACAGCAGCCAUCACAAGGACAGACACAGGCACAGGCAGGACUCCGACUACGAGAAUGGACGAAGAAGCUCAAAAGACAGCUAUUCAUCGUAAUAUUAUGGCUUUUUUGUUUUUUUGUUUGUUUUUUUAAAUCCCCGCUCAAGAGCGUUUUGAGUUCUUAAGCUUCUUAUCCGUGUCUAUCACAUGGCCGGUACACUUUUCUACACUGGCAAAUGAGUUAUUUUAUACAAGAGCAGAGUCCCGUGUUAUGGGUUUGAUGGUGCAGCCAAAUGAGGUCCUGACCGUUUUUAUUUAAUUCAGACCAACUAAAGACUGAAUAGCGGCACGGUUUUCAACAGAUCUACCCUGUCUGUAUCUGGUUUCUGUAACGCUGCUGUACCAUCAGUCUCCUGGUCACAUGCUACUGUGUGGACCAAUCAGUGAACACCAGAUGAGCUUCACCUUUUAGCUUGAAUGUUAAGCAGAAUAUUUAAUUAAGGACGACCUAAACAGCAGCUUUGUGCUUUUUUUCUUUUUUUUCUAUUUUAAUUUCUUUUAAACUGCUUGAAUAUUUUAUAAGCUGAUUUUCAGUUAAAGUAUGUACAUUUUGCCUUGUAAUAUACAUUAGAGAUGCGUGCCUUUGCACCGUGUGUUUAUGUACAGUUCAUAAUAAACUAAUCCUUUUGUAUUGGUGAUUAUUA
This is a messenger RNA of Fundulus heteroclitus (mummichog), 5684 nucleotides long. RefSeq names its product PHD finger protein 3 (gene phf3). Gene Ontology annotation, biological process: DNA-templated transcription. The transcript has 16 exons. NCBI's taxonomy places the organism in Eukaryota, Metazoa, Chordata, Actinopteri, Cyprinodontiformes, Fundulidae. The coding region runs from base 157 to 5097 and encodes 1646 amino acids. Gene Ontology annotation, cellular component: nucleus. The record is from RefSeq and is a predicted model, not a curated record.